GGUCGUCUUUUUUUUUUUUUUUUUUUUUUUUUCCCUCAAACAUUCUCCUACAAAAAAUGUUCCUCAAACAAAGCAGCUGGCAGACAACCCUCAAAGAGGCUAAAAUGUGAAAAAAGCAGCCUAGUAAAAUCAGAACAAGAAGGACUUAUAUGUGGAAGUGACAGCGAAAGCCUUGCUGCAUUGAGGGAAACACCUAAAACAUCUGAUGGGGAUGAGAGUUCAGAAGAUCCAGGAGGCCACAAUAUCAUUCAACAGAAAAAACGUGAAAGCAUUCCAGAGACUAAUGAAGACAAAAAGGAAGAGGGACACGAUGUUUCUGUCAAGCCACAUGCAGUGGAGUCAAGCAGUGCUUCAUUGAAAAUAGACAGUGAUGAACAUCUGGACAUCUGCAGUGAAGAGGAGAGGAGCUGUGAGAGUGUAUUUUCAGAUGGGUCUAGCCUGGAGGAUGCAGAUGUCCCGGGGAAGCCAAUACAACUAGACAGCAGUGCUUUCUUGAAUGAAGACAGUAACCAGCCCAUGCCAGUGGCCCUCUUCUUUGGAGAUGAGUGUUUACAGGAUCUCCCAGCAGCAGCACUCCCGAGGACAAUACUGAGCAGGCGAGAAUUCAGAAAGCUACAUUUCAUUGCAAAGGAAGAUGAGGAGGAGGAGGAAGAGGAUGUUGUCCAACAAUGA
Molecule: messenger RNA, 672 nt
Organism: Merops nubicus (carmine bee-eater)
Lineage: Eukaryota; Metazoa; Chordata; Aves; Coraciiformes; Meropidae
Gene: CUNH1orf174
Product: chromosome unknown open reading frame, human C1orf174
Exons: 2
Source: RefSeq, a predicted model, not a curated record